Ornithodoros turicata is the source of this 980-nucleotide messenger RNA. It is a transcript of the gene Taf8, whose product is annotated as transcription initiation factor TFIID subunit 8-like. The transcript has 6 exons. NCBI's taxonomy places the organism in Eukaryota, Metazoa, Arthropoda, Arachnida, Ixodida, Argasidae. Bases 118 to 900 code for a protein of 260 amino acids. Gene Ontology annotation, biological process: transcription initiation at RNA polymerase II promoter. Gene Ontology annotation, molecular function: protein heterodimerization activity. The record is from RefSeq and is a predicted model, not a curated record. Gene Ontology annotation, cellular component: transcription factor TFIID complex.
UCUCAAUGGCUUGACGGCUUGACCUCAAAGCAAUAUGGCGGAUGUCAAUUUGUUGAGGUGUUUUGCUUAGAUAGUUGCUUGCAGUUUGCGGGUUCCGAUAAUAUUAUUUAUGAUACAAUGACUUCAACAGACAAUUCUGUAGUAAACGCUCGUAGAAAAGCACUGUUUGCAGCCGCGUGCUCAAUUUGUAUAGAGGCCGGUUUUGCUACAGCCGAGAGAGCUGCGGUCGAAAGUUUGGUGGAAAUGCUACAAAGUUGCUUGACAGAAAUCGCGCGCAGCAGCCGAGCUUUCUGCGAAUUAACAGGACGUACGGAAGUUUUAUCCGGAGACGUCUUUAUGGCUUUAGUGGAAAUGGGUAUAAACAUAGAGUCCCUGGGACCCUUCAUCAAAAGAAGCAACAGAAUCACAUUACCAACUCCCGCAAUGGCACCGAGGUCCACAACACCCAAGAUUCUCCAAGCUGGAGAAAAGAAACCUCUGCCUCCAUACAUUCCGGACCACUUUGUUGCAUUUCCGGAUCCACACGCAUACAUUCGGACACCGACACACAAACAACCUGUUACGGAAUACGAGGCCAUCCGCGAAAAGGUCGCCAGCCAGAAGCGCGAUGUCGAGCGGGCGCUUACGCGGUUCAUCGCCAAGACGGGCGCUACGCAGAGCCUUUUUGCAGACGACACAACCUUGUUCCCACUAAUAGCUUGCAAGCCCAUGUCACAGUCUUACCUCUGCGCUCUACUGCCGAAAGACCAGGUCUUUGAGAAUGACGAAGAACCGUUCAACCCGAAGGAGCCUCACGGAAACUCACCAGGGGGCGAGAAGCGCCCUUCGGCCAAUGAGGUCGCCGAGGUCGACAACCCCUACCUACGGUCCGUCAAAAUGCCACGCAAGAGGAAGCGGUGACGGCUGUAUAGUGUCCGUUUUAUACAUUGGGGGGGGCUGCGUAGCUAUGUACAAAUAAAGUUAUACAUUGGCAUAAACAU